Messenger RNA from Vollenhovia emeryi, 1116 nucleotides. RefSeq lists its product as uncharacterized. The transcript is spliced from 2 exons. The record is from RefSeq and is a predicted model, not a curated record. NCBI's taxonomy places the organism in Eukaryota, Metazoa, Arthropoda, Insecta, Hymenoptera, Formicidae. Bases 86 to 781 code for a protein of 231 amino acids.
AGGAAUGUUAUUAUUUCAAUUACGAAAAUAUUUUUAAAAUUUUUAAAUAAUUAUUGUAUCCCAGCUUAUUUGAUCUUACAAUUAUAUGAUUUAUUUCUUUAUAGCUUCCUACGUUCAUGUGUGUGGUCGCAAAGAUCCCAACUAUGAUCAAUGCUUCCUGGACAAUAUCAACAAUAUGAAGGCCCAGUUUUGUUCGGGGAUACCAGAAUUAAACGUUUCUCCUGUAGAGCCAGUAAUUGUUGACAAAAUGGUUAUUUACGAUACAAAUAAUCUUAAAUUAUUUUUCCAAGACACAAAAAUAUUUGGAGUUUGCAAUUUUGAUGUACUAUCUUUUAAUAUAAGCCCUGACAAGUUUUACAUCGAUUUUACUUUCUUACUUAAACAUCUUAAUAUGGACACCGUAUAUGACAUUGACAUACGUUUAUUGGUGUCACUUGCUAACAAGGGAAUAGCUCACAUCUCUGUAGAUAACGUAAAUGGAAAACUAAGCGUACAGUUUAAAGAAGUAACCCAGAAUGGUAAAACAGAAAUAUAUGUAUCAAAGGCAAAUACGAAUUUUGAUAUUCUAGAUAAAAACUUUACGUAUGAGUUCGACGACAAUGAAAAGAACUUGGUUCAACUACAUCAAGCUAUUAGGCAUACAGUAAGUGAAAACGAAAAGGAAAUUUUGAGAAAAAUUAAGCCGUUAAUAGAAGAAAAUGUUUCCAAACUGGUCAUUGAAAUUGGUAACAAUGUAACUUAUAAUAGAUUUUACCAAUUGUUUCCCGACGUAGCACCAUAAAUCACCUAGAACUUUGAGGUUGUUACAGAAUGUGAUAUGAUGCAUCUGUUUUGAUUAAAGAAUAAGUGAAGUAUAUUUUGUAUAAGUCAUAAAUUAUUAAUAAAGUGACAUUACUGUAAACAUUGGCGAUAUGUGAUAAUGAAAACAAACUAUUAACUGUUAUCGAUAGAUUAUUAGCGCAAAACAGCAUAGAUUUGUAUAAAAUAAGUUUAUUCCCAGAUAAUGUUAUGUGUUUGUGUAUCGCUUCGCACUCUUAUUGGAAUAAAUAUAUUAAAUUUAUAACAUUCUAUGGACGCAGAAUUCAGAGUAGACAAAGCGAGACAAAAAAGGUAUAU